CGGAAAGAUCUCGUACGCGCGCGCGGUGAGACUAGCACCGCGUAGGACAAUCGAAUAUAGUUCGCCGAGUCUCGCGUCACUGAUAAUGCAUCCGAUUGCACUCAAACAGCGCGUGCACUCGCGCUUUUCCGUGCACUUCUGAAUAUAGGGCUGUUCUUUAUAGUUGAACUUGGCUGCACUAGUCCAGAAUUUAUCUUUUUCUCUCCACAUUGGAAGAAAAAAGAUAAACUUUGAAGUAGUGCAGUCAGUUCAGCUCAUUGUCAGUUCAAUUAUAAAGAACAGACCACAUGUAUUUUCGUCCAAAUGUCAUCGAGCGCUACACGUGCUGUCAGAGCUGUCAGGUGAUCCAGCGAAGCGAUGGCGUCGUUACGAAAGUGUUUACGAAGAGACUCGUUGCUGUUUAUUCAAUCGAAUGAACUCUAUGAUAAGUAAAUAACGAUCAAUUAUUACGUCAUAAAUAUCCAAGAUGUACGGGAAAACAUACCAUUUGAUGGUGGUAUCGGAAUUCAUUAGGAGCAUUGAACAACAACAUAUACAUGUGUAUUUGGAUCACACUCAAUAUUGAUGGGUAUCAGUCAUUUGUUCAGCGCUCGGAUUCCCCCGUCCCCAUGACGAGAGCCGCAAACAAUCUCGAUCGCUUUCGAGGAUCCGAAUUUUAUGCGCAAGCUGCAAACGGCGAUAUGCCAGAAACUGCUACUCAAUCGAAACGAAUUUCAGGCCCGCGAGCCGGAGCCGUGACUCGGGUGGAGACCAGGCUGCCCCGAUGCGUCCAACGUAGAUUACCGUGCGCUCCGGUGCCCGUAAGAUGCCAUCCACGACCAAGCCCGUACCGAUGCGCCGACGAUCAUCGCGUAUCCCGAAGACCUUACAAACUGGCGGUUGGUCUGUCGGUGACUAGCCGAACCGGCACCCCAACACCGAUCCCCAAGAGCUGCUCCGAUCGAUGCCCGCCUAGCGGUUGCUUCCUGGGCAUCGGCACUCCUCGCUGCAAGAAGAGCCUGUCAAUGAUGGAUUUGUCCGCCGUCGAUCCCGAUAUUGGUGAUCUCAAGUCAGAGAGCGGCUCUACCGUCAGUCGCCUCGACGAGAUCGCCGACAAAUCCAAAGAUAUCUUGGCGAACGGCGGAAGCGGCAGAUCAUGGACGGACGCUACGCCGUCCUCGGAAUCCGAGCAGGGCGAAAUUGCCGGUUCGGAGGAUCUGACGAUCCGAGCGGCGAACAUUGUGUGCCACAUGCUAAUGCUGAACGCUUGGCGACAUAGACGCGCCGAGAUCACGCAGCUAGAGCAACAGGUGGAGCACCUGCAUCUCCAGAUCGAGUUCCUGCGUCGAUUGUUACUCGCCGAAAACGACCGGGUUGGCAGAUUGAACGGUGAACUGUAUCGCGAAAAGUCACAAUUGGAGGAGACGACGCGCGAGCGCGACGCCAUCAAAUUGGAGAGAGACAAAUUGGAAGUCGAACUAAAGCAUGUCGACGAGAUUUCUCAGGAACGAUCGGUCACCGUGGGAAAUCUGAAAAACGAGCUCUUGACCGCACAAGAUCAGUUAAAGGCGCUCGACAAGCAAAUGGCGAAAGAUCGGGAGAAGCUCUUAAAAUUACGGGAAGAUAAGAGGAUUCUCCUGGAUAAGGUAUCAGCCAGCGAGGCAUUGGCAACGGAUCGUCGCAUCAGAGCCGAAAAAGCAGAAUCUACUGUCGAGGAGUUGCAGCUGCGAUUAGCGGCGCAGGUGGCUCACGCCGAGUCAAUGCAGGAACAGUUGCAGCGCCUUUCCAGGGAAUUACAAGUUACGGACGAGGAGAAGCAGAGAUUAGAGAAACGUGUGAGAGCCAGCGAGGGUAACGCGAGGGCUCUGAGUUUACGUGCCAUUUCUCUGGAGAGUCAAUUAGUCGAUCGAGAAGCUGAACUUCGUCGCGUCGAAUCGGACUACAAUUCCCAGAUGACGGAAUUGAGAGAGCUGCGAGAGCGACUACUACGUCAGUCUCAAGAGGGUGGCUGGAGUAGUCGGAUGUUGCAGAUUGCUGGGAGCAUCAUGCGCGCGUCAAUCAUCCGGACUUUCGCUUUCCUAUCCAGUGCUGCUCUGUCAUUGCCGCCGUAAGAGUAAGUAAAUAUUUUAUGAUACUAGCACUUGAAAAGAUUCAACAACCAGAAAUGAUACGAGAAUUUUUGCUUCGUUAUUUUAUGUCGUUUGACUUACAAUUAGACUUAGUCUGCGAUAUUAUAUAAUACAGGGAGCUGAAGAAACAUUACUAAUUUUUGUAUGUAAAAUAAGCAGAAAGGGCUUAAGCGUGAUUGCGAUUUUCUGGGAGCCGAUUUUAUUCGGAGAAAAACGUACCGGUCAGUUGAGGCAAACGUGUCUUUGGCCGUGUGAAAAGGAGGAUGAUUUACAAUUGAAAAUGGCAAUUCGGAGAAUGACAAGGACAAGCACUCGUAGGAUGGCAAAUAAAUUGACAAGCAUUAUCUUCUCCUUUCGUAUUACGUUUAAAAUUUAACAUUGCAAUCUUUUUUUUUCGAAUCAAUAUUUAACUUUUAAAUAACGGAUAUUUUAUAUGUAUAUAUACGCUUGACACAUACCGUGGAUAAAACAAGCGAUUUUAUCGCAUUAUGCGAUAUUUCGAUUUAUAGGGAUCAAGUUUUUUCUUUUUUGUAUGUAAAUUGUAUAAUAUAAGCAAGAAAAUGAUGUGUACUAAAUGGAUCUUUUAGCAGGAUUUGUGUAAUAAACGUGAGAUAUUACAUACCUUUUUAUCUAUAUAUUUUUAUAUUCCUUCGUGUAACAUGAUAAACUGAUAAAAAUAAAUUACCGUCAGAAUAUUAUCUGAUGGCAGAUUACUACUGCGAGGCGUAGUACGAUUUGCGAUUGUUGGCCAUUCGUGCAUUUUCUUACAACGAAUUGCCCGCUAUGGCGAGGUUACUACGUUUCAAUUUAUUAUCCCUCUCUACUUAAUAUAAUAAUUACAUGUUACUGCAUCUUAAAUAAAUACGUAUACAUCAGAAUGCGAUGCUCGCAUACGGUUACAGUAUUUCAUUAUGACUAAGUAAUCAUUUUAUUAUUAUCGCGAGUAUUUUGCGUUGAUAAGAAAUAAUGCGUAGUGUCUCGGAAUACGAUCGUAUUUAGUACAGGACGUACACACUAAUUAGCUUACGUUAUCCGCCAUCUUCGACGUUGGAAGUACCGUAUAAUUGCUGUGCUGUAAUCAUAUAAGUGGGAUACAACGAAAGAAGUAAAAAACUGCUAGGCACAAAGCUUCAAUGUAUUAGUAUCGUUUUUAAGUCGUUUUAAAAUCACAUAUUGUGCGCCAUUUGACAAAAACGUGUUGCAAAAAAAAAAAAAAA
Molecule: messenger RNA, 3325 nt
Organism: Formica exsecta
Lineage: Eukaryota; Metazoa; Arthropoda; Insecta; Hymenoptera; Formicidae
Product: lamin-L(III)-like
Exons: 8
Coding region: 537-2090 (517 amino acids)
Source: RefSeq, a predicted model, not a curated record